This is a messenger RNA of Trichomonas vaginalis G3, 1275 nucleotides long. RefSeq lists its product as uncharacterized. NCBI's taxonomy places the organism in Eukaryota, Parabasalia, Trichomonadida, Trichomonadidae. The transcript has a single exon. Bases 1 to 1275 code for a protein of 424 amino acids. The record is from RefSeq and is a predicted model, not a curated record.
AUGGAAGUACAACCUUAUGUUAAAGCUCUUCAAGAAAGGACAAGCGCAUCAACAUCUCCAGUAAAAUUUCAAACUCCACAUAGUGAUAAAAAGCGAAAGAAUGCGAAAAGUCUCUCUUCAAAUUUCAAAUCAACAUUACUCCAAAAUGAAAUGGAUGAAUUAACUUCUCUUCGUGAAGAAAAUGAUAGACUACAUAAACACAUAAAUGUUCAGAAUGAAAACUUCGCUGAGUUACAAAAAUCUUUUAUUAACGUUCAGCAACAACUUAAUCAAGAAAGACAAUCAACAAUAGAUACGUUCAAAUUGCUUACAGAUCUCAGAAAUAGUCUUUCUAUUGAAAAAGAAAAGAGUUCUACGCUUAUUCAACAAAUUGAUCAACUCGACAAUAUAAUUAAAACAAGGCAACAACUAUAUUCAUCACGAGAUGAAAUGACUCAACGAUUACAGAAUGAAUAUCAUGACCUUGUCGCUGAUUAUAACCAUGUUGUCGAAACAGUUGCAUCUCAAGCAAAACAGAUACGUGAACAAAGGAAUAAAAUACGAGAUUUGGAAUCCCAACUACGAAAUACAUCUCAAUCUCCAAUAAGAAGCUCAAAUACUUUUGAUUUUGAAGAAAAACCAAAAUACAAAUCUUACAGUUAUGAUGAUAAUGGACCACUUCGUAUAUCUGUACCUGAUAAACCAGAUUUCAGAACAAAUUAUCAAAAUCAACAAAAUGAUGAUGAUUUUUACAAUGAUUUCGGUAGUGGCUAUGGUAAUCAAUAUUCUGCAACUGUUCCUAGUCCAAAUAUUAACGAAUUCAAACAAAAAAGUCCAAAUAAAAAUUCAGAUUUUUCUGAUAAGCAAAAUAAGAUUGCAACACCAGUUAGAUUAUCAUCAGUAUUUGUUGGAGAUUACUCUCCUCUUAAGUCACCGGAGAAAAGUCAAGCUCCAUUUGCAAUUGGAAAUGAAGACAGUUUUGAACCGCAAACAAAGAAUAACAGGAGUUCUCCAGCAAGAAACCAUCCUGCCCUACAAGAUAAUAUCUCAUUUGACUCAAAUCAAAACGCCUUUCAUGAUGAUUCCUAUCAAAACAUUGAUGAAAUGAAGAAACAAAUGGAUGAUUUGAUAAUUCAGAAGGAAUUUAUCGAAUCAAUGCUAAAUACUCCUCAGAGUAGAUCAAUUUCAGCUGCACAACACAUGAGAGAAAGACAACAAUGGGAACAGAAGCUUGAAACUGUUAUGAAACAAUUAUCUUCAGUCAGAUUGCAACUGAGAAGAAUGCGUGAACUAUAA